AUGGGAUCAUCAUCCAUCAAGAGAGAGAGCUCAUGCACCACACUCCAACAAAUUACUACUUCUCCUCCCAAUGAAUCAUCCUCCUCAGUCUCCGAAUCAAAGAUCAACAAUAUUGUUAAACCUAGUACUACUCCAACAUCCUCUGACAAUAUUAUGGAGCAAACAAGCUUAGCCCCACCAAGCCUCGACUUCCCACCCAUCAAGUUCGAGCUCGACGGCGACGUCGAGGUCCAGUCGCCCGACAAUUCGAUCAUGUGGGACUCCUUGUUCUCCGACCAGUUCGAAUCGGCGGCUGAUUUCAUGAUCAUGUCGCCGGUGAGGAACUUGCCGCCGCCGCCAUCACCGUCCCCAUAUAACUAUCACUAUGCUCAGGCAAUGCAGGGUCAGAGCCUCUCGGGGUGCUCACCACCUCGGAGUUCAUCUCAGCUCGGAGCUUUCAGUAGUAGCACUAGUACUAAAGGGAAAGGACUAAGUCCACUCCACAAGGUAUUUACCUCCAUAAACAAUCAGUACAUGCAACAGCCUGAGAACUUAGCUUUACCGGCCAUUGAGGAGUUCUUGGAUGAUUAUAGUAAUCAAAGAGAGGGGUUUGGGGCAGCUUAUGAUACGACAACAUCGUCCAAGAUGUCAGGUCAUGUCGUUGGAAGUUCGUCGCAAACUAGUUACGACGUACCAAGUGGCAGCAAUAAUGUUAUUAAUGAUCAAGUUCAAGCUGCUGGUGCUAUGUUGGAUUGCUCAUUAAGCUUUUGUGAAGCGUCAGCGAGUAGUACUGCUGUACCACUAUCUCAACAGUUGCAACAAGAACGACAACAAGAGAAGAAGCAACACCAACAACAACAUCAUCAUCUUCAUCUUCAUAAUCUUAACCAUGGCCCCAUGAUGCCUACUCUUCCCAUUGGCGGCUUUGAAAUGGAACAAGACAGCGGGCUUCAACUGGUGCACCUCCUGCUAGCAUGCGCGGAAGCAGUGUCAAAAGAGGACUACAUGCUGGCUCGGAGGUACCUCCACCACCUGAACCGAGUGGUCACCCCUCUCGGCGACUCCAUGCAACGUGUCGCCUCCUGCUUCACCGAAGCCCUCUCAGCCCGCCUUGCCGCCACUCUCACCACCUCCACCACCACCACCACUACCUCCUCCACCUCCGCCGCCACCACGAAACCACCCGCCUUCACACCCUUCCCACCAAACUCCCUAGAAAUCCUCAAAAUCUACCAGAUAGUCUACCAAGCCUGCCCUUACAUCAAGUUCGCCCACUUCACCGCCAACCAAGCCAUCUUCGAGGCCUUCGAGGCGGAAGACCGCGUCCACGUCAUCGACCUCGACAUCCUCCAGGGCUAUCAAUGGCCCGCCUUCAUGCAGGCCCUCUCAGCCCGACCCAGCGGGGCGCCUUUUCUCCGAAUAACCGGGGUGGGCCCCUCCAUCGACUCCGUGGAGGAGACAGGCCGCUGCCUAGCCGAACUCGCCCACUCCCUCCACGUCCCCUUCGAAUUCCACGCCGUCGGCGAACAGCUCGAGGACCUCAAGCCUCACAUGUUCAACCGCCGCGUCGGGGAGGCCCUGGCGGUUAAUUCCGUUAACCGUCUCCACCGCGUCCCCGCCAACUGCCUCGGCAACAUCCUGUCCAUGAUCCGAGACCAAGCUCCCAACAUAUUAACCCUGGUCGAACAGGAAGCCAGCCACAACGGGCCUUACUUUCUGGGGAGGUUUCUAGAAGCCCUGCACUACUACUCGGCGAUAUUCGAUUCGCUGGAUGCAACGUUUCCGGUGGAUUCGGUGCAGAGGGCGAAGGUGGAGCAGUACAUAUUCGCGCCGGAGAUAAGGAACAUCGUGGCGUGCGAAGGACCGGAGAGGACGGCGAGGCACGAGAGGCUGGAGAAGUGGAGGAAAGUCAUGGAAGGGAAGGGAUUCAGAGGAGUUCCGUUGAGCGCCAACGCCGUGACGCAGUCGAAGAUAUUGCUGGGACUAUACUCGUGCGACGGAUAUCGCUUGACGGAGGAGAAGGGUUGCUUGCUCUUGGGCUGGCAGGACCGUGCCAUCAUCGCUGCUUCUGCAUGGCGAUGCUGA
This is a messenger RNA of Morus notabilis, 2064 nucleotides long. RefSeq names its product DELLA protein RGL1. NCBI's taxonomy places the organism in Eukaryota, Viridiplantae, Streptophyta, Magnoliopsida, Rosales, Moraceae. The record is from RefSeq and is a predicted model, not a curated record. Gene Ontology annotation, molecular function: DNA-binding transcription factor activity; sequence-specific DNA binding. The transcript is spliced from 2 exons. Bases 1 to 2064 code for a protein of 687 amino acids. Gene Ontology annotation, cellular component: nucleus. Gene Ontology annotation, biological process: regulation of DNA-templated transcription.